CCUGCUGCGCCUGCGCUUCCUUCCCGGAGCCCGCCCUUCGCCCCGUCUCUGAGCCACUACGCGUGCGCUAAACGCCCGGGGCUUCUCGUUUUGUCCCGAAAUUUCGCGAAGGUUUCCGAAGGCCCCGCUCGGCUCUUUCCGGAGAGACUCGAGAGCGAGGCGGAGGCUUCGUCUGCGGCGUUGCCGCUUCCUGUCUCCCGGCUCGUUGCCGUUGCCGGCUCCGGCCCGGCGGCUCCCGGCGCCAUGUCCCAGCUCUGCUACAACCGGGGCUGCGGCCAGCGCUUCGACCCCGGCACCAACGCGGAGGAUUCAUGCACAUAUCAUCCAGGUGUACCCGUCUUUCAUGAUGCUUUAAAGGGCUGGUCGUGUUGUAAGAGAAGAACAACAGACUUCUCUGACUUCUUAAGCAUUGCGGGCUGUACAAAGGGUCUCCAUAAUAGUGAGAAACCUCCUGAGCCUGUGAAACCUGAAGUCAAAACUACCUCUGAGCGAAAGGAACUAGCUGAAAUGAAACCUAAAUUUCAGGAGCAUAUAAUUCGGGCACCAAAGCCUGUGGAAACCAUUAAUAGGCCAAGCCCAGAUGAGCCAAUGACAAGCUUACAGCUGAAAGUAUCUGCUUCCCUGAAACAAGCGCUAGAUAAACUGAAACUAUCAUCAGAGAAUAAAGAAGGAAAAAAAGAAGAGGACAGUGAUGAGAUCAAAAUUGGGACGUCGUGUAAAAAUGGAGGCUGUUUGAAGACAUUUGAAGGACCACAGAGCACAGAAGAAAUAUGUAUAUACCAUUCUGGAGUACCUAUAUUCCACGAAGGGAUGAAGUAUUGGAGCUGUUGUAAGAGAAAAACUUCUGAUUUUAAUACAUUCUUGUCUCAAGAAGGCUGUACAACGGGAACACACGUGUGGACUAAAAAGGAUGCUGGGAAAAAAGUAGUUCCAUGUAGGCAUGAUUGGCAUCAAACUGGAGGUGAAGUGACUAUUUCAAUAUAUGCAAAAAAUUCACUUCCUGAACUUAGCCAUGUAGAAGCAAAUAGCACAAUGCUAAAUAUCCAUAUUGUAUUUGAAGGAGAUAAAGAAUUUGAUCACAAUGUGAUAUUGUGGGGAGUAAUUGAUGUGAAGAGGAGUUACGUAAACAUGACCGCUACAAAGAUUGAGCUCGCUAUGAGGAAAGCAGAGCCCAUGUUAUGGGCAAGCCUUGAACUACCAAUACCUAAAACACAGCUAAAACAAAAUGAAGAUAUUACAGAUCAAGAAUGAAAUCCUAAAGAGAUACAGACUGUUUCCUAUCAUGAAAGUGGUGACUUGCUAUUGUAAUGCAUUUUCCUUUUAAGACUUUAUUUUAUAUAAGAUCACUUUUUACAAUACAUCUUGCAUUGCAGAUCGGGACAAGCACUCCAUUAUGUAAAAACCUGAUGCUUGCCCUGAUCUGGAAUGCAAGAUUUAUUGUAAACUUAUUGAAGCUCAGUCCACACUGUGCAUUAAUGUUUCAAGCAUCAUAUUCGGACUGGAGCUACCAGAGUAAUUGAUGUUAGACUACAUAUGGUUUGCUAUAUAUCUUAUUGUAAAAAGGACACAAGAUACAAGUCUGUGGAAUGGUUAACAUGAUUCCAGUGGUCUAGAAAAAAUAAAUUUGGUAUUCAAACAUCAGUAAUAAAUCCAGAAAGAAUGUAGGUGCUACUCAGAUUCUUUCCUUUUCCCUUGUGAAAGUGACAGGAAUGGCUGCAUAUUCCACUUGUGCACUGGUGAGGUCAUUAAUUUUUGAAGGGCUCAGGUAGUUACUGGCUUUUUCAACAUCUUGUUUGGAUCUGCUAUGAGCAGUUUCAGAUUACGCUUGGUAAAAGCACAGGUGCACUAUCAACACUAGUACUAUUACCAGUAAAAGUGCAACAGCAGAAGACUUGCCAAAAUCUUCUAUUGUAACUGGAGCCAAGGAGGGGAGGAGUUCAUGAAAAUUUUCCCCCACUACCAUCUCCAUUUUGAUUUCUGAAUUUUAAAUAAUCCUAAAACAAAAGGAAAUAGAGCAAGGUAGUGGUUUGAUAGCUUAGCCUCCCAGCUCUGGAAACCUACACAUUAGAGACCAUCUCAAAACCACUAAGCCAGUUAAUGUAAGGGAUUUUGCAAGGUCUCUAACGUUUGUUAGCCACCACCCCAAAAUGCUCAGAGUUGUUAGUCUGUCUCAAAGAAGGUAAAUAUUGAAGCAGGAGAUGCUAGUGUAGAUGGUAUUUGAUGUGUUGGCUAAGCUGUGUGAGGAAGAUUGUUUCCAUGCAGUAUGCUUAAGUCUAGCUGUUUAGGGAUAGUUGUCUUUCUCUGAAUAUUAAAUUCACUAAAGGAAAAGUGGUUUUUUUUUUUUGUUUAAAACAAAACUAAAAAGUAACAAGCCUCAUAAUGAUAUACCAGUUUCAUGUGUAAACACAACUGGAUUAUCCUUAUUUAAAAACAAAAAAAAAACAAACCCCUUUUUAAAGAUGGUUAUUUAAAUGUUGUUUUUAUUUUAAAUUUUUUUGGUUAGUACUUCCAGAAGAAAACUUCACAGCAUGUUUUUGUUUUCAGUUCAAGGAUAGAGGCCUUGCUGCCAAAAACCUGAGAUAUUGUGAAAAUAUGUGACUGAUCUCUAGGCCAUAGCUGAUGCAGUAAUGCUUCUCUCCCUGCCUGCAAUUGUAUCUAUAAAAGUAAGUUUGGGGCUGCAGUUAAAAAAACAAAAAACAACUCUAUAGAAAUGCAGAUCACUAUCAUAUCGCAGUAUGUGUUGCUCAAUUUCUAUCUAAUUAAAACUUAUCAUAGAAAACUUAAAGCGCUAGUCCACUUUACAGACUCAGGCUAUACACUAGCGUUGGAAGGUGUAAUGUGCCCAGGGUCCCAGACAGGAUCGUACUUGGUGUGGCUAGCCUCUCCUGCUGCCACAGCUACACUUCAUAUGGGUAUGUCUGCUCAAGCUAGAAACUACACCGUCCAGUUCCAGGAUAGACAUACCCUCUCUCAUGCAGGGACAUAAUUAAUUCAUUGAGAAUGAUGUCACAAAUUCUUAUGAUACCUUGAUGCAUAGUCAUUUUUCCAUCCUGACAGAGCUAGAAGGGAGGCAGAAAUCAUUUUUACAGUUGGCAAGAUGGGAGUGUGUAGUGGGUUUCUGUAUAUAAUAAUGAAAAACCUCUUCAAAAGCUUGAGAAUAAAGGUAGUUUAACUGAUCUUUAGGAUUUUUCAGCUGGGCUUAAUUUUUUUUACCUGUGUAGACUUGAGUUCAGGGUUCCAUCUACAGCAAUACUUAAAGACAUAACUAAUGCUGAAAAACGGGUAGGAAAUAUAGAAUAAUGCAUAUAUAUUUACAGAGGAACUGCCUUAGUGUUUGAGGCUGGGACUUUUAAAGGGGCUGAGGAAGUGAGUUGCUCAACUCUCAUUGAUUUAAUGGGAAUGUGAUGACUGACUCGUUUAGGCCUCUUUGAAAACCCCAGCUCUAGGUGAUACACACAACUAUACAGUUAAAACAAGGCAUAGAUAAAAAGUUAACAUAAUACCGUGUAAAAUGCCUUAAAGUAGUAGUGUCCAGGUUUUCAAAAGUAUAUACAUGAAAAUAAAUCUGUACUCUUUGUAUGUGGAAACUUGUAGGAGCUCAUCAGGCAUUAUGUACACACAAGUGCAUGCUUUUCUAAGUCUAAUAUUGUGGCAUUACUUCACUGAGGGGAGUAUUCCAGAUACCUCAAGAGUAGAGGCAAGCAUACAAGCUAUGCUAGUCAUUCCUCUGCAACUCUACCGUCUUCGUUGCUUUAUGUGUUAGGAAUAGCAGUUGUUGCAAGACCUAAGUGGAACUCUGAACUUGGAUACAACAGGGACAAGCACUGUAUAACUACCAAAAUAUAAUUCUGGUUUUGGGGGGCAAGUCAAUGUGCAUAUAUCUGUAAUAGUCUUACAUAUAUUCCGUUAAUUUUCUAUAUCUUGAACUGAAUACCUGGAAUUUUUUAAAAUCUUUAUGGUUCACUGCAGUAUUAGUUGAUGCAUCAUGUAAAAUUCAUUUUAGGGAGCUUGUGUUAGCUAAUAUAAGACAGAACUGAGCCAAAUUCCCACUGAUUGGAGUGCAGAAUUUGGGUUGAAACAAUUAUCCUCUUCACCCCAACCAUGUUCAUACUAUGUUCUGGUAAUAUGCGGAAUAAGUUGGUGAUAGCGUUUUCCUCAAGCCAUUAGCUAGUAAAUAUUCCACCUCUGCUCCCCUUUUGCACUUGGCCUGAUAAUUAGACUCUGAAACGCAACUAAGAGGAAAGUCUGGAGUUAUUUCUUGUGUUCCAUGUCUUUAAUAGAAAAUUGUAGAUACUUUAGAGCUCGAUAAUGACAAAUCAAAACUUUCCCAUCAAUAUAAUAGAAAUUAUAUUUUUAAAUAUUUCUGUUUAAGGAAGUUCAAACAUAGUUUCUUUUCUUAAAAUUAUCUGAAGCUAUAGCUUUUUUUCUACUCUUCUGCAUGUUCACCCAGCUGCAUACUAUUGAGCUAUAUCCUCUUUGGUUGAGAAUUAGAAAGUUUUGAACAACCUUCCUAGUGCCCAGAAACUAUCUUUACAACACUGCAGUUAGGUUGUGUCUUGGAGAAAUAAAAAGAUUUUGAUCUGGUGGUUGACUUUUUUUAGCGGAACUCUUAGUAUGACAAUGAACUCUGUCAGCAAAUAGGAGGAAGGGAAGAUGAAUUGAGAUUAUAAUUACUACACUAAACUAUUAGCUAGCACUUCAGAAAGCUGUAUUUAGAGGGGGAAAAAAAACCACAAAGCUUGUAAGAGAUGUUGAAGAGGAUUUAUUUUCUAACAAAUAGAUUUUUUUAAUCAUUUAAAUUGUAACGAAAUUGUAAAUAUCUGCCUAAAGUAAACCAAAGUCAGCUUGGUCUGAAUGAUUCCUGGCUUCUUGGCAGUCAAGAUUGCCAUAUCUCAUAGCUUCAUUGUGCUACCUUUAACAGGUUGGUUUGCCUGCUGCAAUCUGUGGAAAUUAGUUUUAUAUUUUUAUAAUACACAGAACUCUUACAAAACUAUACCGUAUUUAUUGUAUAUUUAUGUCAGACUUGGCUAUACGGUUGCUUGUAAAUCUGUUCACCUCAAAAUUCUUAAAGUAUGAAAAUACCACUGUAGCAUAGACUUACCAUUUCUCAAGUGAGCCUUGCAUUUUUCCCUACUGUUUUUCCUGCCUAAUAUUACAUAUGAUUUCUGUAGUUUGUCAGAUUUCAGAACUAUUAUUUUCAAGAUCUGAUUAGUGUUUUGAGCACCGGACCAUUCAGUUACCAUAACUUUUUGAUUCUACAGAAUAUUAGUGUAAUUUUAUAAAAAGUACCCAUCCAUGGAUGGAGGGGGUUUGUAUGUUUUUUUAACAUUUAUAUUAUCAAAUCAUUAUUUCAGCAGUUUAGUACUGUUUUACUAGAAACUUUUUGCCUUGAAAAGACAUCCACUUAUUUUGUGUAAUGAUGUAGUUCUUUGCUUGUAUUCUUAAACCUGGCAUGAGGAUUGAUAAAUACUGUAGCUGUUAAAUUCAUUGUUUUCCAUAUUACUACCACAAAUUGCACUUAUCCCUAUUCAGAAAAAUGACCUUGUACAUUAAUGAAGUACUCUAGGUGUCUGGAACACUGUUUUAGGAUGUUAAAUAUUUUGGCAUUACGAAAAACAUGUGCAUUACUGUUUUGUCCAUAUUUUUCUUCUGCAUGGGUGUCUGAUUUGUCCUAUUCAUGUAACUUGGUUAUGUGAACUUUUUCUUCAUGCUCUAGUUUUGAAUAAAUUCUUACUACAUGCUGGUUA
This is a messenger RNA of Dermochelys coriacea (leatherback sea turtle), 5747 nucleotides long. RefSeq names its product cysteine and histidine rich domain containing 1 (gene CHORDC1). The record is from RefSeq and is a predicted model, not a curated record. NCBI's taxonomy places the organism in Eukaryota, Metazoa, Chordata, Testudines, Dermochelyidae. The transcript is spliced from 11 exons. Bases 244 to 1251 code for a protein of 335 amino acids.